AUGACCUUGGGCCAUGCUUCUCCAGGCAUCGGUCUCGUGAAAGUCAAGCGAGGAGCCUCCCCAGCCCUCGUUGCUGCAGGCACGUUUCCAGCAUUGCUGCAGGCCUGCCCAGCUUUGAACAUGGGGUUGCGUGAUGUUUUAGCAAGAACUCCAACACCGUACAAGGUGUUGGCUCGUAGCUCGGCAGACUGCAAGGCAGGUGUGCAGGGUCUGUGGCAGGCGGAGCAUCUGUGUUGUGAGUGCUUAAGAUGCUGUGGGAGGAGAGACCCAAGGCCUCGUACUGUUUGGCUUGGCCAUCCGGAGAAGAGAGACCAGAGAUACCCUCGCAAUGUGAUCAACAAUCAGAAAUACAACUUUUUUACGUUUCUCCCUGGGGUGCUGUUUAACCAGUUCAAAUACUUCUUCAACCUUUAUUUCCUGCUUCUGGCCUGCUCUCAGUUUGUCGUUGAAAUGAGGCUUGGUGCCCUUUACACAUACUGGGUUCCUCUGGGCUUUGUGCUAGCUGUUACCGUCAUCCGAGAGGCGGCGGAGGAGAUCAGAUGCUACAUGCGCGACAAGGAAGUGAACUCGCAGAUCUACAGCAAGCUCACAGCGAGAGGGACUGUGAAGGUGAAGAGCUCUAAUAUACAAGUAGGCGACCUCAUCAUUGUUGAAAAGAACCAGCGGGUCCCUGCUGACAUGAUCUUCCUGAGGACGUCGGAGAAGAAUGGGUCUUGCUUCCUUCGCACUGACCAGCUGGAUGGUGAGACGGACUGGAAGCUGCGGCUGCCUGUUACCUGUACUCAGAGACUGCCAACUGCUUCUGACCUACUGCAAAUCCGAUCCUAUGUAUAUGCAGAAGAACCCAAUAUUGAUAUUCAUAAUUUUGUGGGGACCUUCACAAGGGAGGACAGUGACCCUCCAGUAAAUGAAAGUUUAAGCAUAGAAAACACCCUAUGGGCCAGCACAGUGAUUGCAUCAGGUACUGUUGUGGGAGUUGUCCUCUACACUGGAAGGGAGCUGCGCAGUGUGAUGAAUACUUCAAACCCAAGAAGUAAGAUUGGUCUUUUCGAUUUGGAAGUGAACUGUCUUACCAAGAUCCUGUUUGGGGCGCUCGUGGUGGUCUCGCUUGUCAUGGUGGCCCUUCAGCACUUUGCUGGCCGUUGGUAUCUUCAGAUCAUAAGAUUUCUCCUUCUAUUCUCAAACAUCAUUCCCAUUAGUUUACGUGUGAAUCUGGACAUGGGGAAAAUUGUCUACAGCUGGGUGAUCCGCAGAGAUUCCAAAAUCCCCGGAACUGUCGUUCGAUCCAGCACCAUUCCCGAGCAGCUGGGGAGGAUAUCCUAUUUGCUUACAGACAAAACAGGAACUCUUACGCAGAACGAGAUGGUCUUCAAGCGACUUCACCUGGGAACAGUCGCUUACGGCCUGGACUCCAUGGAUGAAGUGCAGAGCCACAUAUUCAGUAUAUACACGCAGCAAUCUCAAGACCCACCUGCGGUGAAGGGCCUGACCUUAGCCACUAAGGUGCGCAAGACCAUGAGCAGCCGAGUGCACGAGGCGGUGAAGGCAAUCGCGUUGUGCCACAACGUGACGCCGGUGUACGAGUCCAACGGGGUGACAGACCAGGCUGAAGCCGAGAGACACUACGAGGAUUCCUGCAGGGUCUACCAGGCCUCCAGUCCCGAUGAGGUGGCCCUGGUCCAGUGGACCGAGAGCGUGGGUUUGACGCUGGUGGGCAGGGACCAGUCCUCCGUGCAGCUGAGGACACCGGGUGGCCACAUCCUGAACUUCACCAUCCUCCAGAUCUUCCCCUUCACUUACGAGAGCAAGCGCAUGGGGAUAAUUGUUCGGGAUGAAUCAACAGGAGAGAUCACCUUCUACAUGAAGGGGGCUGAUGUGGUGAUGGCUGGGAUCGUGCAGUACAACGACUGGCUGGAAGAGGAGUGUGGCAACAUGGCUCGGGAAGGCCUGAGGGUUCUUGUUGUAGCCAAGAAGUCUCUGACGGAAGAGCAGUAUCAAGACUUUGAAGCACGCUACGUCCAGGCGAAGCUGAGCGUGCACGACCGCUCCCUGAAGGUAGCCACAGUCAUCGAGAGCCUGGAGAUGGAGAUGGAGCUGCUGUGUCUCACUGGCGUGGAGGAUCAGCUGCAGACGGACGUCAGACCCACUCUGGAGACGCUGAGAAAUGCCGGCAUUAAGGUGUGGAUGCUGACAGGGGAUAAGUUAGAGACAGCCACGUGUACAGCCAAGAACGCACAUUUGGUGACGCGGACACAGGACAUCCAUAUAUUCAGACUAGUGACUAACCGUGGAGAAGCCCAUCUAGAGCUGAACGCCUUCCGCCGGAAACACGACUGUGCUCUUGUUAUUUCUGGCGACUCACUCGAGGUGUGUCUGAAAUACUACGAGUAUGAGUUCAUGGAGCUGGCUUGCCAGUGCCCUGCCGUCGUGUGCUGCAGAUGUGCUCCGACGCAGAAGGCCCAGAUUGUGCGCUUGCUCCAGGAACGGACCGGCAAACUCACCUGUGCAGUAGGUGAUGGAGGGAAUGAUGUUAGCAUGAUUCAGGAGGCUGACUGUGGUGUUGGAGUUGAAGGAAAGGAAGGAAAACAGGCAUCGCUUGCAGCUGAUUUCUCUAUUACUCAAUUUAAACAUCUGGGUCGUUUACUAAUGGUGCAUGGAAGGAACAGUUACAAACGGUCUGCAGCUCUCAGUCAGUUUGUAAUCCACAGGAGCUUGUGCAUCAGUACAAUGCAGGCUGUUUUCUCAUCAGUAUUUUACUUUGCUUCAGUUCCUCUCUACCAAGGCUUUCUCAUCAUUGGGUACUCCACAAUUUACACGAUGUUUCCAGUGUUUUCUCUAGUCCUGGACAAGGAUGUUAAAUCUGAAGUUGCAAUGUUGUACCCAGAGCUCUACAAAGAUCUUCUUAAGGGACGACCAUUAUCAUACAAAACAUUUUUAAUAUGGGUCUUAAUAAGCAUCUAUCAAGGUAGCAUCAUCAUGUAUGGAGCACUCCUCCUCUUUGAAUCCGAAUUUGUCCACAUUGUUGCCAUUUCCUUCACAUCCUUGAUUCUCACCGAGUUGCUGAUGGUGGCGUUGACGAUCCAGACAUGGCACUGGCUCAUGAUAGUGGCUGAGCUGCUUAGUCUCUCCUGCUACAUAGCUUCUCUGGUCUUCUUACAUGAGUUUAUUGAUGUUUACUUCAUUGCAACUUUGUCAUUCUUAUGGAAAGUCACCGUCAUCACUCUGGUGAGCUGCCUUCCCCUCUACGUCCUGAAGUACCUGAGACGAAGGUUUUCUCCCCCAAGCUAUUCGAAGCUCACGUCCUAG
Messenger RNA from Opisthocomus hoazin, 3306 nucleotides. Lineage: Eukaryota; Metazoa; Chordata; Aves; Opisthocomiformes; Opisthocomidae. The record is from RefSeq and is a predicted model, not a curated record.